Molecule: messenger RNA, 956 nt
Organism: Helicoverpa zea (corn earworm)
Lineage: Eukaryota; Metazoa; Arthropoda; Insecta; Lepidoptera; Noctuidae
Gene: Cpr49Ae
Product: endocuticle structural glycoprotein ABD-4-like
Exons: 4
Coding region: 99-506 (135 amino acids)
Cellular component (GO): chitin-based extracellular matrix
Molecular function (GO): structural constituent of chitin-based larval cuticle
Source: RefSeq, a predicted model, not a curated record
GUGAUUAGACGAGUAAGUACAAUCGGGCGCACUCGCCGCCGACCAAACCACAUGGGAUAUUAUCACAUUUGCUCAUCCUGAAUUUCAAGUGCUUCGAUAUGACAAUGAGGGUAAUAAUUCUGUUCAGCGUGGUGGCAGUAGCGUUAUCAGCACCGCAAGCGCCUGCCGACAAAGUCAUAGCAAUCCUCUCACAAGAGUUCGACCAGCAGCCAGAUGGAUCUUACAGAUUCAGCUACGAGACUGAAAACGGCAUCAAAGCUGAAGAGGCUGGCUCCGUGAAGAAGGCUGCUGGUCCCGAUGCCAGUGACGUCAUCGUCUCGCAGGGUGCCUUCAGCUACACGGCACCAGAUGGCACUGUCAUCAGCCUGAACUACAUCGCCGAUGAUGACAACGGUUUCAAACCAGAGGGCGCUCACUUACCGACCCCCCCGCCAAUUCCGCCAGCAAUCCAGAAGGCUCUCGACUACCUUGCGACCCUGCCUCCACCACCACCCACCAGAAACUAAACCUGCGACCAUCUACCUGACCGAUGCACUGACGACCUGAGCAUCCCACGUACCUGUUACCCCACGAAUACUCGUAUAGUUUUGAAAAGAGAAUUGUAUGCUUAUAAGAAACUUUUUUAUUAACCUUUUUUGUUGGUUUAUGUCUAAUUUUAAAUGUUUUAUAGUGAAGACGAUCUCUUUGUGCAUUAUAUGCAUCAUCAGUCUCUUCAGAUAAGCUAUUUUUUUAUAAAUCUUUAAUAAAUAAUUUGAAAGAAAUAUAAGCAUAUUUAAAUUCUGUUUGCAAAACCAUACUUACAUUUAACAAUAUAUUAUAGUAAGCAAUAAAAAACAUAUAAAAAAGAAUGUACAAUGACUGAACUGUGAUAGAAAAUGAUUGAGUUAACGUAUAAUGUUUGAAUAUUUAUUUAAAUAAAAGCAAAAUCAGUGCCAAAGAUGCAUUGCAAAAAGUAA